GCCGGCCUCACUGCGGGCAGGAAGGAGGGCCGCGGGCUUGGAGGACCCUGAGGAGACCAUGGGAUGCAGAGCAGGCCCACCCGGCCCGGCCCACUGUUCAAUCCCAGCCCAGCCUGCAGGUCAGGAUUGGAACCAAUUUUUAGUCGCUAUCAUUUACGAAUUAAAACAGCACAACACCCAUCUGGGGAAAGAAAUGAAAGCUAGGGGUACAGAGGGGCUAGCAAACGCCCUCCUACCCUAAUCUUCCCCUCCCACCUCUCCUCUGCUCCUUUGUCAGAAUCACAAAACCCUAAAGGUUGUUCCACUUGGGAAGGCAGCGGAUAGGUACAUUUCCGCAGCCCCGAAAUGCCACUUUUAUGGCGCUGUUUGUCUCCCUGUUCUGGGUUCUGAAUGGGGCCGAACAAAACAGCAGCGCGGAGCUGGCUAGACGUCUGGGCUUAAUUGUUUUAUGGUUUAAAUAAGGUGGACACUGUUUCCUUUGAAAUCGGAUUAUAGGAAUGUUUUGUCUAUGGCCCACGGAGAACAGGACCUCACUGGCUGAGAGGGAGAGGUGGAGAGCGCGCGCGCGAGAGGGAUGGGCUACAAACCAGGGGUCAAACAGCCUGGAGAAGUCAGAGUCCCACCCCAAAGUCCUGCAGGCGGCGGCGGAAUAGGCGGUGCGGGGCCAGCAUCAGGGUAAGAGGAGCGAGGACUUUAGGGUGCGCGCCGCGGGCAGGCGGUCGUGGGAGCCUUGGAGCUUGCAUCCGCUUUUGCGGAGAGGUUUCAAGCCCAGAAAUGCGCCUGAAUGAGGGGAGGAGAUCGCGGCAGUUGCUUUGCUUAGUGUCUCUUAAUUGUUGAAGGGAGGGUAACAAAAAAAGAAAACAGUGUGGAACCUUUCAAAGGUUUUAUUUCAAAGAACUUAGAAAACAAAAGAACAGCAGUCCUGGGGCAACUCCCUUCCAGGGAAUCUCUCUCCUGCGCACCGCUUUGGAGGCUCCUUCCUCCCACUUCCCACCUUUGGGCCAGGCCUGGGACCUCUGUUAGCUUUUUCCCAGCCGGACUGCAUUGGAGCAAAUGGACGCGAGGUGGCGCUGUUGCUCAAUGUUAGAGGCGGCGGUUCCCCAGGCCGCCCUGGCCGCAUUGACAUUUGAGGCCCGGCCCGCAGCGGCUGCGAGAAGGCCCCACGCCUCGGCCGGCCCGGCCCCACUGGCUCUGAGCAAAUCAAUUCUCUCACCUGCGAGGUGUAAAUAAUUCGCGAGUGGCAGCGGGAGAUGGGCCCUCGCUCUGGCAGCGGGCUCGGAAGGCUCAGGAGGGCAGGCGUCAAAAAUAAUCGCUUUGUGGAGGAGAUAAGUGCGAAGCAGGCAGCGCGUAAUUAACACAAAAAGGCAGAAUGACCCGGACAAACGAACAUAAAUCCGUGGUACCUAUGAGGGCGGUGCAGGCCUCGGGGAGAGGGACAGAGACGGCCUCGGCGAGGAUGGCUGCUUUCGGUUCCUUUAUUUCCAGGCUCAGGGAGCGGAAUAAACCAGAUAACGUGUAAAAGAAGACAAACAAACAAACAAAUGAAAGAAGGGCGAGCGACCCCCCAAAGGGGAAACCAAGUCCGGCCUGGGCUGAGGGACUGGUGGGCUUUCCGGGCAGGCGGUGGUGGCAGCACACUCGGGACAGUCGCAUUCCAAGACACAAAGGCCCGGAAGAAUAGCUCUGUGGCAGGGUUUUCGCUGGACCAUAAAAUGUCUAAAUAUCCCCCCCACCCCACCCCCUAAAUGAUAAGGCGCAGGCCCCACAGCGGAUCCAGCCCUCUGGGCCUCCUCUUUCCAGGCUGGGAAGAGAAAGUAUUUAUGACAGUCCCCAGUGACCCAGAUGCUGGAAGCCCAGAGUCCACUCUGCUCACCGCGGCACCCGAAGAGCAGGCUCAGAAAAGGCAGGGCUGGAGCCAAGGCUGAAGCAGGCUGUGGUAGGGGUACAGACGCCCUGUCCUGACCCCCACUGUUCUGGACCCUGGGGAGGCCUGCAGCCCUGGCACAGCCCUCUUCUGACCCUUCCCUCCUGCUGCUCCAGUGCCAGAGUUCUGGAUGUCUAAGAGUUUGGGCAGCUCCUGAGAUGGUGAGAUUCCCCAAAUGCAGGGGAUCCUGGAAGGAGCUCUUGCUGCCUGCACCAGUGAAUCUCCUUUGGGAAUUUGACAGAAAGUGGCCAUUUCCCCGGCCAUUAUUAUAACAGAGGGACUGGGGGGUGUGGGGGAGGCGUUCAUUCUCUCUCAACCAUCCUUCCCUGAACCGCCGUUCCUUCUUCCAUCUCCAGAGCUGGGAUCCGGAUGGGGAAGGAGAAUAUCUGGUUGUCUAACCACCUCCUUCCUCCUCCAACCCUGAAAUCCCCAGGAUGUGGAAGAAAAGCAGCGCCGCCACCGCCGGGAGUCUGAGGAAUUCGCCUGGGCUGUUAAAGGAAAGAGCUAAGUGAGAGAGCGCGAGCUCUACCUACCGACAGUGAGGAGCGCCGCCGCCGCCCGCUCGCCGCCCGCCGCCACCCGCGCCUCAGCCCCGGGAGCUCUGCUGAGCCGGCCGAGCUCAGCACCGAGGCGCCCCCCAACCUGCCCAGCCCCCAGCCCACCAGCCCAGCCCAGUCCCGGGGAGCCAGCCGGCCUGGGGUUCGGUCCCGGGGGGAGGGGAGUUUCGGGGGUACCGGGUGGGGGAGUCCUGAGCCAGAGGGGAGGGGGCCGCGGGUUUUCAUGUACCCAGCAUGAGCUCCUACUUCGUCAACCCCCUGUUCUCCAAAUACAAAGGCGGCGAGUCCCUGGAACCGGCCUAUUACGACUGCCGGUUCCCUCAGAGCGUGGGCAGGAGCCAUGCGCUGGUGUACGGGCCCGGCGGCUCGGCGCCCGGCUUCCAGCACGCUUCGCACCACGUCCAAGACUUCUUCCACCACGGCACCUCCGGCAUCUCCAACUCAGGCUACCAGCAGAACCCGUGCUCGCUUAGCUGCCACGGAGACGCCUCCAAAUUCUAUGGCUACGAGGCGCUCCCCAGACAGUCCCUUUAUGGGGCUCAGCAAGAGGCGAGCGUGGUGCAAUAUCCCGACUGUAAAUCCUCCGCCAACACUAACAGUAGCGAAGGACAAGGCCACUUAAAUCAAAACUCGUCUCCCAGCCUCAUGUUUCCAUGGAUGAGACCCCACGCUCCAGGGAGGCGCAGUGGACGGCAAACUUACAGCCGGUAUCAGACCUUGGAACUAGAAAAGGAGUUUCUCUUUAAUCCUUAUUUGACACGAAAGCGUCGGAUUGAAGUCUCUCAUGCCCUGGGACUGACCGAGAGACAAGUGAAGAUCUGGUUCCAGAACCGAAGGAUGAAGUGGAAAAAGGAGAACAACAAGGAUAAACUGCCCGGAGCGCGAGAUGAGGAGAAGGUGGAGGAAGAAGGAAAUGAGGAAGAGGAGAAAGAAGAGGAGGAAAAGGAAGAAAACAAGGACUAAGCAAAAAAGAGAGGCCCCCCCUUUUAGCAACUCCCUUGAAGUUUCGUUUUAUGGUAGCAGAUAAAUUGAGAAGUUUACGACUGUCAUUUGCUUUUAUAGAGAAUAGAAUGACACUCACAACUCUAACUACCUGUCAGAUACUUGCAGCUCUGGUUUUAUUACCUUUGGACUUCCCCCGCUCUUUAUUUGUUUGAGGGCUGGAGGGGGGAGACCGAGACACAGCGGAAAGUUCGGACUCUCCGUCUCACUCCCUGCCCCAACACACACUUGUCCCUGCCCCCACCCUUCUGUGUUCCUCCUGGAUUUUAAGGUCUGAGACCUGGCCUCCGUGCUCCUCGUCUGUCUCUUGCCACACUCCCACCUCCCUACUUCUCUGGUAUUUAUUUUAGAGUGGAGCCCCCUAGAAAUGCAGAAGAGGACUUGUGGUUUUGUUGUUAUGCUAAGACUAGUGGACUAGAUGUACUUUUGUUUUAAAAGGAAAGGACAGAAAAAAAUGAAGAAAGGAAGGAAGGGAAGGAAGACAAAUUUAAAGAAAUAAGGAAAAAAAGCAAGGAAUGUCUCCUCCCCUCCCCCUCCCCCACCCCGGGGCUCCCUGCUUAGAAAAACCCCCUUGACUUUCUCUAGGAACCUGAUGGAAACCUGAAGGAGAUGUGGGUCUCUCCCCUCCCCCAUCUCCAUAAGGGUAGAUAGGAGCCUGCAGACGCCUCUAAAAUCCUACCUAGCCAACCCAUGGUCACUCGGGCCCAUGCCUUCCUCUCCUUCACUAUUUGAUUUCUGUUCUGUUGGGCCCGGGUUCCUCUGAGCUGCAUUAGUGUUCGUGCUCAGAAAUUACCAUAAUCAUGAAAAUAAUAAUAAUACUGAUAAUAAAUCUUUAACAUACUACCUAAAGGGAACCUGCAAUAAUUUUGAAAAAGAAAAAGAGAAAAAAAAUUAAAAUCCUGCUAUAGGAGAAAAAAAGCGAAAAAAAAUAAAAAUCAAAAAAAGAAAGAAAGAAACCUCCAGCGUAUUUUAUCACUACCUAUAGAGAGAAAUCCUGCUUUGAGAGUAUUCGUAAUGCGGUUUUGUUGUCGUUUGUUGCUGCUUCUUUCACUAAGAAAACCCAACAACUGAGACUGCCUAGCCCGCCGGUCCUGUGCGCUUUUAUUGUGCUUCUAACCCCAGUAGAGUAGAACUAAAUUGCACUGAAUGUAUAGUUAACUCUGUCUUGAAUUCUCUGUUUAUGCAACGUGCUCGAAAGAAAAAAAAAACGUUAAAAAUAUAUCUAUAAUAAUAAUUUUUGGUCAUUUGUCUUUAUGUCCAGCUAUGAAUGUAGAUUUUGUGUCCCUACAGCCCUGUUCCUGGUCCAAGUACUUUGUAUUGUAUACGUGAGUCAUAAUAAAAAAAAAAAAAGAAGAAAAAUAA
Sapajus apella (tufted capuchin) is the source of this 4845-nucleotide messenger RNA. RefSeq names its product homeobox C8 (gene HOXC8). NCBI's taxonomy places the organism in Eukaryota, Metazoa, Chordata, Mammalia, Primates, Cebidae. The record is from RefSeq and is a predicted model, not a curated record. Gene Ontology annotation, biological process: regulation of transcription by RNA polymerase II. Gene Ontology annotation, molecular function: DNA-binding transcription factor activity, RNA polymerase II-specific; RNA polymerase II transcription regulatory region sequence-specific DNA binding. The transcript has 3 exons. Bases 2716 to 3444 code for a protein of 242 amino acids. Gene Ontology annotation, cellular component: nucleus.